Molecule: messenger RNA, 6263 nt
Organism: Dromaius novaehollandiae (emu)
Lineage: Eukaryota; Metazoa; Chordata; Aves; Casuariiformes; Dromaiidae
Gene: PIP4K2B
Product: phosphatidylinositol-5-phosphate 4-kinase type 2 beta
Exons: 10
Coding region: 213-1481 (422 amino acids)
Biological process (GO): phosphatidylinositol phosphate biosynthetic process
Cellular component (GO): plasma membrane
Molecular function (GO): 1-phosphatidylinositol-5-phosphate 4-kinase activity; 1-phosphatidylinositol-4-phosphate 5-kinase activity
Source: RefSeq, a predicted model, not a curated record
CCACUGCGGCAGCGGCGGGGGGGGGGGGGGCAGAGACGGCGAAGCUACCGGGCCGGGCCGAACCAAGGGGCAGUGGCUGACAGGGGCGGGCGGUACCACUCGGGGAGGAGGGGGGCGUGUGCCGGGCCGGGCCGAACCAUGCGGAGGCGCUGGUAGGGGGAGCGCGGGGGCGGCGGUUCGGUCCCGGUGCCGGUGCCGGUCCCGGGUCGGCCAUGGCCUCGAACUGCGCGGGGGGCUCGUCGGCGGGGGGCGUCGGGGCGGCGCUGGGCUCGGCGCUCAGCGCCAGCAAGACCAAGACCAAGAAGAAGCACUUCGUGUGCCAGAAGGUGAAGCUGUUCCGGGCCUCGGAGCCGCUGCUCAGCGUCCUCAUGUGGGGGGCCAACCACACGAUCAAUGAACUCAGCAAUGUUCCUGUCCCUGUCAUGUUAAUGCCCGAUGACUUUAAAGCCUACAGUAAGAUUAAGGUGGACAAUCAUCUAUUCAACAAGGAAAACUUGCCAAGUCGCUUUAAAUUUAAGGAGUACUGUCCACUGGUGUUCCGAAACCUACGGGAAAGAUUUGGGAUCGACGAUCAAGAUUACCAGAACUCGGUGACACGAAGCGCCCCGGUGAACAGUGACAGCCAGGGCCGAUGUGGGGCCCGGUUCCUCACCACCUACGACAGGAGGUUUGUCAUUAAGGCAGUGUCAAGCGAGGAUGUAGCCGAGAUGCACAACAUCUUAAAGAAGUACCAUCAGUUCAUAGUGGAGUGUCACGGGAACACCCUCCUGCCUCAGUUCCUGGGCAUGUACCGGCUCACCGUGGACGGCGUGGAAACCUACAUGGUGGUUACCAGGAACGUGUUUAGUCACAGGCUGACCGUGCACCGGAAAUACGACCUGAAGGGCUCAACAGUAUCCAGGGAAGCAAGUGAUAAAGAGAAGGCCAAGGAUCUGCCAACGUUCAAGGACAACGACUUCUUGAAUGAGGGUCAGAAGCUGCAUGUUGGAGAAGAGAGUAAAAAGAACUUCCUUGAAAAGCUGAAGCGGGACGUGGAGUUUCUAGCUCAACUGAAGAUCAUGGACUACAGCCUGCUGGUUGGGAUCCACGAUGUUGACCGGGCAGAGCAGGAAGAGAUGGAAGUAGAGGAUCGGGCAGAGGAUGAGGAGUGCGAGAACGACGGUCUCAGUGGCAACCCCAUUUCCUCUUACGGCACACCCCCUGACAGCCCGGGCAACCUCCUCAACUACCCUCGCUUCUUUGGGCCUGGAGAGUUUGAUCCUUCUGUUGACGUCUAUGCUAUGAAAAGCCACGAAAGUGCUCCCAAGAAGGAAGUGUACUUCAUGGCCAUUAUAGACAUUCUUACGCCAUACGAUGCGAAGAAGAAAGCUGCACAUGCUGCCAAAACGGUGAAACAUGGGGCUGGGGCAGAGAUCUCCACCGUGAACCCAGAGCAGUACUCUAAACGCUUCAAUGAAUUUAUGUCCAAUAUCCUGACAUAGUCGUCUUCAGCCUUCAGCGAGAAAUGAAGAGAAGAGGGGCUACUUCCAAACAGAAUGCAGCCUGUGACACUAAAACAGACACUGUAGCAGCAUGUGGGGUGUGCGUGCGUGUGUGCGUGUGUGUGUGUGAGCAAGAGCGAGUGUGUGGCACUGUGUGACUUAAAAGAAAACUAAUUCUAGGUGCACCCUCCAACCGUCCACUUGACCCAGGUGGAAAAGUGGGUUUUUAUGUUACAGAAGUGCCCAGACAUAGAUUUGAGGGCUUUUUAAAACAAGAAAAGUGCAUUGUUUCAGCACUGCUCUUUCUAAUGAUGUUUUCUCCUCUCUGAUCCAGAGAAUCCUGUAGGGAUGUGACAUGUGGCACUGUAUAAAAGGGGUCGCUCUAGAUCGUGGUCAGUGAGAGUGAAGCAGUGCCUGAUUCCACAAACUACUACUACUUUUUUUAUUGGACUGUCUUUACCAGGAAGACGUACAAGCCCUUUUAUUUCCCUCUUGGUAGGAAUUGGAAGGAAAAUUGCUCACCAUUUCGAGGAUGGAAAAUAUUACUCUGAUAAGGAGGAGUUGCUGAACUUUAACUAGGUAAAUUCAGACUGGGACACUUUAUAUUUUUUGGUUAAUUUAAGUAAAGAAAACUUUUUGUAACUGCACUUGAUUUACAAGAAAGUUGAGGGAAAUGAACAUCUACCAAAGAUGAUCAUGUAAAAAGGUGUAACUCCUAAGAGCCUAAAAAAUCAGUGUGAGAAGUAGUAGAGACCUUGAACAGCCUCUGAAAAUAAUGUGCUUGGCCCCGUCAUGCUUUCAAUUGGCUAGCUAUGAAGAUGUCAUAAAAGAAAAACAUUGCAUUUUGUACCUGUAGAUUUGGGAUUGUAUUUGACUAUCUGGAACAUUUUCCUGUCACACCUCAGUCGGGAAUUGCCGUGUCUCUUAGAUUACAGCUUCACAUCACAGUUCUGCCAGUGUUAAUCUAGCUAAUGUUCGUCUUCCUAACUCACCCAGUCUGCAACAGGUACUUGGAUUUGUUUCCUGACAGAGGUUCUUUGGCUAGGUGGUUUAUUUUUUAAAAGGCAAUGCGACUUGCACGCGACGGAAUUGGACUGGCUGCCGGUGGGGAGUGCUGGAGCUGUGACUGUGGAGCAAGUUCCACUGCUCAAGAGGACUCGGGCCUUGAGCUGUGGUUGUUUUUACUCUUCUGCGCUCCGUACCCCUCUCUAGAGCGACAGCCGAGGAGUGGAAAUGUUUGAACACUUGCGCCAGAUUAUUUUUUCCCCCUAAGGAAUUGGAACUGAUUUGUGUGACUGAAUAACGUCCUGUUUUGUCUCCAGAAUGCUUGUAAUUUUUCACAGCCAAGCUUGUCAGACUUGCUUUGGGUUUCGUUAGCUCUGCUGCACAACAGUUACAGACCUUUUGGUUCUUUUUUUAAUUUUCUUUUUCUUUUUAAGCAGGAUUUAGCAUUUUGAACAAACCUCUUGCAGUUGAAACGUUGCUUAUCUGCCUUGAAACUGUUUUCACAUAUGCCUUUGUUUCGGGAAUAAGCUGUUUCGAAUGUCUGUCCUGUGCUGUAAUGCGUGCUACAGUUUGGUGUGUGGAAUUUGGUCCUUUUGAGAGAUAACUGGUGCUCAUCAUGUCCUGGUAACUUCCCUAGACUAACGGUAGCUCUGGUCUGGAUUCCGAAUGUGGGCUUGUUUUUUUUUUUUUUUAUGUUCGUACCCACAUUCUUGAUGCGAAUCCCACAGGUCUCAGCUUUGAAGGGACAAAAGGGGGCUAAAGUUUCAGCCCAUGAGAGUGCACUGUAAAUAGAGUCUUUAAGAAGUCAAAAUUUAAUAUUAGGGGUCGUAAUGGGAUAUGAAUCUUUUUUUCCUUCAUGGAUCAUUCCCCUUGACAUGGGACAAAUUUCUUCUGCCGCUGUAGCGCAGUCCCUAUUCUGUGUAACGUGGGGGCUAACACACCGUUGUCUGAGAGUCUGAAGAGUCUCGUGUCUUAAGGUGUGUAGCUGGAAAAGCCACAAAACAAAUGCAGAUAUGAGAACACUUUAUAAAGGGAGGAAAUAGAGGGUGUCAUCAGUUUAGUUUUGUGGGCAUUAUAUUGGUUGCUUUUCUCUUAAACAAUAAGCACUUAAGUUUACUAUAAAUUAGAAAUUAAAUACCAGUCACUUUUUAUUCCUGACAGUUUUUUAAAUCUGCAUUGAAUCUGCAACUUUGGCCUGGUAAGUUUGCCUUUCUCCUUUGGGGAAGUUAGCUGGUACCUUUUAAACUGUUUAUCUUCAAGUCACAUAUUAAAAAAGAAAUGAAAAUGGGGGAGGAAGAGAGAAGGAAAUUAGUAAACUGCAGACAUACGACAAAGAGACACUAAAAACAACCAACCCAAAGACAGUAGAAGGAUGAAGCUGGCAUAGCUAGGAGCCACAAUCUCAUUCACUGAAUUUCAUAAACAGGAAUGAAAUUAAAAUGCAGUUAGUUCUUGGAGCAAUCUUUACAGAACUCAUGAUAUUAAGGGCUCAAGAGUAGUUAACUGUAUUUUCUUACCCCACUAAAAAAGGGGAGAAGAACUGCUAGAAUUAAAUUGGCUGUCUCUGGCUCAAGUGAUACGAAAAGCCCUAUAAACUCUAUUCACUUUUAGCACUUCCCCAAUUCUGCCACUUCUGUCGAGUUGCCAUAUUGUGUAUAUUAAAGUAAUUAAAUGCAAUUUUCUCACUUAAUGAUGUAUUACCCAGGUAUGUAACUUUGUUUAACAUAAGCAUUUUGUAUAUUGUUUACAUUUUGAGAGGUAGCAUUAUGUUAAAAUGCUAAUUUUUGUUUCUAGACAGUAUUUUUAUUACCAGAAUAAGAGGUGAAGCUGCAAAUAUUUGAUUUGUUUUAAAAGGGACUUUUGUUUUUGUUUUGUUUUGUUUUUUAAUCUUGUUUUAGGUCACUUUUUUAACUCAAGUAUUUAAAAAGAAAAUGCAGCCCUUUCAAUCCGGGUUUUACAACUGCUUGUGCUAGUUUGUUGUCUGUUUCUGGUGUGAAUUUAGUUCUAGUUUGCUGAAUGUAGAUAUUUCUGUCUGUAGCAUGUACCCUGCAGAACACUUUACACUGAAGUGCAUUUGACUGAAAAACAGCGCUCAGCCGGAAGAGUUGCAGUAGGUGGACAGAUCACUCAGAUCCCCGUCAGAGUGCAGGAGAGUCUCUAACAUGAGAAGUUACUGCUUUAUUUUUUCAAGAAAUUGCAGUGCAUUUCUUGGUCAACUGGAGGGUUUUUUUUAAAAAAAAAAAAACAAAAAACUUAGUGUGCAGUGUCUCUCUCCAGUACCUGAAGGCAGUUUGUGUUUGGGAGGGGAGCUGCAGGAUUCGUAGUCCUGCCUAUACCGAAGGUCUCUCUCUUUCUGAAUGUGGGCCUAAUCUGUCAAAAUCAAGAACUAAAAACUCCCUUGAAGCUAGACCAUGUCUCUUCCCCUUUGAGAUCGCUCCUAGGGCCUAAAAGAGAGUGGGAGAAGAAAGGCAGAGUGAAGAGUCCCAGUUCGGGUGCUGUUCUGCCCCAACAGUGCAAUAAAAAAACACUCGAGAACAUGAUGGGUCACCCUUUAUAUAGGAACCACUUGUUCUGGAGGUAGCAGGCAGCACCUGGCCUCUGUGCCAGCUUUGUCAGUGCUAGGAGAGGGCCUGGCGGCAGCAGGAGUUCACGUCUCUCAGCAAGGAGCGGUGGAAUCCUUCCCCCUUGUCUCAUAUGCUGCCUCUGAUUGAUCUGGUGUUAAUUAUGAAAGCCAUGAUGAUACAAUUUAUCCCUGGGGAAACUUCUGGGGUAGUAGGUGACUACAAAUUUCCUGCAUAAAUGAGGCUGUAGUCCCACAUCCAAAAAUCCUAGUUUUGAAUCGGAUUAUCGUAAUAGUAAAGACACUAAAACACUUGAGUUGUAUUUCUUCCUCUGGGAGAAAGCUCCUGCUUUUUCCUCCAGAGCACGACCAUAGCUACCUUCAACUGGGGACCAGCCUCUUAGCUCAAUAAAGACACAAAGCAAGGUUGUAUUGUAGUUAUGGACCAUGUUUGGUAGGGAUUGUGUCUUAGCCUCAACUGACAGAUGCCUCCCAGUCCUAUGACUACUAUGCAGUCUUUACAGAUGCCUCCUUCAAGCUGCACAAAGGUCAAAAGUGUUUAAUCUUGAGCUGGUACAGACCUUUCAGAAGUCAGUGCAUGUGCUGAAACUUGGUUUGCAACACUGCGUAACUGUUCUGAGACAGACUGUCAUUGCAACAAUAGUUUCAAAAAACAAAAUCGCUGUCCUCUGCUCAUCUGUGUGUUUUUAAUGCCCCAUUUCAGAUUUGCCUGUCAACUUCCCCUACUUCUGCAGAGCCAUUUUCCAGUAUCCAUAUUAGCCACUACUGAUUUUCCUUGCUCUUUGAAAUGAAUUCUUGUGUAAUAGCAAUGGCAAAGCUUGGGGAACCAACUUCUGGUCAUCCAUCAUUUUUAGUGGUUUCAGUUUUCACCACUCAGAACUCGUGCUGUUCUUUGUUUAGCUGCUCAGUGCAGCUGCAUUGAGUUGUGUCAAAUGAGCCUAUUACACACAGGUCACAAGGGUGGGCAGGGCUAAUCAGUGCAACUGAAAAAAUGUGAAUAAAUUAAGUUUAAAACUAAAAGGAAAAAAAAAGCAUUCUAGGUUUUUUCACUGCUGUUUUUUAAAUAGGAAUUUUAAGUCCUCUGUGCUUGUCUGUUUGCUAGGAGCAGUUUGAGACACUGUUACUGUUUUGAAAUGCAUGCAUGUUACAAGAUGAGUCUCCAACCAGAGAAAAAUAAAAUUAAAACUUUGUGUACA